AUGACUAAAUUAUAUUAAAGAUAUGUCCUUUAAUAAGAAAUUAAAUAAAGUUCUAAUGAUCCUCGUUCUAUUGAAGAAAUGAAUAGACAUAUUAAUCAUUUAGAAAAGAGUGCCAUUUAAAUUAAUUCAAGUACAGAAAAAAUGAUGGUUAGAAGAGAAAAAGAAAUUUAUAAAAGAACUAGUGAGAAUUAAUAAUUAAUACAUGAAUUAAAUGAAAUUAGAAAAUAAUGUAAAGAUUAUGAAACAGAAAAAUCAAAUUUAAAAAUUGAAAAUGAUAAAUAUAAAAAAGAAAAUGAAAAAUUUAAAUAAGAAAUUAAAGUCUUAUAAACUAAGCUUGGUAAAAAUAUUGGAGAAGUAUUUAUAUUUUUAAAUAUUUUUAGUAAAAUGUUGAGAUGAUGAACGAAGAUGUAAUGUAAUAAUCAUAGUAACCUAUAUUACCUUAAGCUUUGAAUAUUAAUAAAUAAGGAAGUGCUUAAGCUAGAUUAUAAUCACUCCCAUAAAAGAAUAAUAAAAUGGGUAAGAUUCUAAGAGGUCCCAAUUUCGAUAAAUAAAAAUUAUAACCAUUUGAAUUCCAAAAGAAUGUAGAAUUAUAAAAUUAAUUGCAAAUUGCACUUAAUUAAUUACAAGCCAAUGAAUCAAUGAUAAAAAAUUUUAGAAAAAUUCUAAAAGAAAAAGGUAUUGAGGAUCCUUAUGCUGAUGCAGAAUAAGAACACAGUCAAUUUGGUAGACCUUUAAGCUCUAUUUUUGGUAGUAGAGUUUGA
Molecule: messenger RNA, 761 nt
Organism: Paramecium pentaurelia
Lineage: Eukaryota; Ciliophora; Oligohymenophorea; Peniculida; Parameciidae
Source: the annotation of a GenBank genome assembly